Mustela lutreola (European mink) is the source of this 7262-nucleotide messenger RNA. RefSeq names its product PR/SET domain 2 (gene PRDM2). NCBI's taxonomy places the organism in Eukaryota, Metazoa, Chordata, Mammalia, Carnivora, Mustelidae. Gene Ontology annotation, molecular function: DNA-binding transcription factor activity, RNA polymerase II-specific; protein binding; RNA polymerase II transcription regulatory region sequence-specific DNA binding. Bases 176 to 5371 code for a protein of 1731 amino acids. The record is from RefSeq and is a predicted model, not a curated record. The transcript is spliced from 11 exons. Gene Ontology annotation, cellular component: nucleus. Gene Ontology annotation, biological process: regulation of transcription by RNA polymerase II.
GCCAAGAUGGCGUCGGCGCGGCCGCGGACGCCGGGGCGGGCGGAGCGGCGGCAGCGGCGGCGCGGGCGGCGGCUCUCGGCGCUCUGAGGCGCGGGGCGCGGCGGGCGCAGGGCUCAUGUAAUCAAAGAAGUUUCUUUGUUGUGUGUAUCUUUUCAGAACACAACAGGAAUUGAAAAUGAAUCAGAACACUGAGCCUGUUGCAGCUGCUGAGAGCCUGGCCGAGGUACCUGAACACGUACUCCGAGGACUUCCGGAGGAAGUGAGGCUUUUCCCGUCUGCUGUGGACAGGACUCGGAUUGGUGUCUGGGCCACUAAGCCAAUUUUAAAAGGCAAAAAGUUUGGGCCAUUUGUUGGUGAUAAGAAAAAAAGAUCUCAGGUUAAGAAUAAUGUGUACAUGUGGGAGGUCUAUUACCCAAAUCUGGGAUGGAUGUGCAUUGACGCCACGGACCCAGAGAAGGGGAACUGGCUGCGGUAUGUGAAUUGGGCUUGCUCCGGAGAAGAGCAGAAUUUAUUUCCGCUGGAGAUCAACAGGGCCAUUUAUUACAAAACUUUGAAGCCAAUCGCGCCGGGCGAGGAGCUCCUGGUCUGGUACAAUGGGGAAGACAACCCCGAGAUAGCAGCUGCGAUUGAGGAAGAGCGAGCCAGCGCCCGGAGCAAGCGGAGCUCCCCGAAAAGCAGGAAAGGGAAGAAAAAAUCCCAGGAAAGUAAAAACAAAGCAAACAAAACCGAAGACCUACAGCUGAAGACAAGUGAGCCAGAUUCUGCUUCUGCAAAUAUGAGAGAUUCUGCGGAAGGUCCCAAAGAAGAGGACGAGAAGCCCAAGCCCUCAGCCUCAGCCGCGGAGCAGACCGCCGUUCUGCAGGAGGCGGUCAGUCAGGAUGUGCUUCCAGAGCUGGUAGCUCCCCCCGCUGCCUGUGAGCCCCACACAGAACCAGACGAGAAGCCAGAAGCCACGAACUGUGAGGGGAAUGAUUUGGAGGAAGAGGAGGAAGAGGAAGAAGAUGAGGAGGACGAGCUGGAGGAAGAGGGGGAGGAGGAAGCGGACAUGCCAAAUGAAAGCUCUGCGAAAGAGCCAGAAAUACGCUGUGAUGAGAAGCCAGAAGAUUUAUUAGAAGAACCAAAAAAUGUUUCAAAAGAAAUGCUUGCGGGCUCUCUGGAGGUUCCACCUGUUCCCAGAACUCCCAAAACUAAAGAAGAGGCCAACGGCGAUCUGUUCGAGACGUUUCUGUUUCCGUGUCAGCAUUGUGAGAGGAAGUUCACGACCAAACAGGGGCUUGAACGGCACAUGCACAUUCACAUAUCCACGGUCAAUCAUGCUUUCAAGUGCAAGUACUGCGGAAAGGCGUUCGGCACGCAGAUCAACCGGAGGCGGCACGAGCGGCGCCACGAGGCGGGGCUGAAGCGGAAGCCCAGUGUCGCGCCGCAGCCGCCCGAAGAGCCGACCGACGGCAGGGCGCCUGGGGACGGGGCUGCCGCGAAGGAUGACUCGCCGCCGUCCGGGCUUGGGCAGGACUCGCUGCUCGCGCAUCCAGAGAAGGCCCCCCAAGAGACCAUCCAGUCUUCUGUUGGAGAAGAAAAUGGGGAAGUCAAAGAGCUUCAUCCGUGCAAAUACUGUAAGAAGGUUUUCGGGACGCACACCAACAUGAGACGGCAUCAGCGCAGGGUGCACGAGCGUCACCUGAUUCCCAAGGGUGUGCGGCGGAAAGGGGGCCUCCUGGAGGAGCCGCGCCCUCCCGCGGAGCCCGCCCCGCCCGCCCCCAGUGUCUACGUGCCCAGCACAGAGCCCGAGGAGGACGGGGAGGCAGACGAUGUGUACAUCAUGGAUAUCUCCAGCAAUAUCUCGGAAAACCUGAAGUUCUAUAUUGAUGGCAAAAUUCAGACCAGCAGCAGCACGAGUAACUGUGACGUCAUCGAGAUGGAGUCAGGCUCGGCAGACUUGUACGGGAUAAAUUGUCUGCUUACUCCAGUCACGGUGGAGAUCACCCAAAACGUCAAGACUGCGCAGGCCUCCCUAGCAGAGGAUCUUCCUAAAGAGCCUUCCAGCGGCACAAACAGUGAGUCCAAGAAACGGAGAACCGCGAGUCCUCCCACACUACCUAAAAUCAAAGCCGAGACGGAGCCUGACCCCUCGGUGCCCUCGUGUUCCUUAUUGCCUCUCACCAUAGCCACGUCAGAGGCCGUGUCUUUCCACAAAGAGAAAAGCGUGUACUUGUCAUCGAAGCUCAAACAACUUCUUCAGACCCAGGACAAGCUAACUCCUCCUGCAGGCAUUUCCACGACCGAAAUCCCGAAGUUAGGGCCCGUUUGUGUGUCCGCUCCCGCGUCGAUGCUCCCCGGGACCUCGAGCAGGUUUAAGCGGCGGACCAGUUCUCCUCCCAGUUCCCCGCAGCACAGUCCCGCCCUUCGAGACUUUGCGAAGCAGAGCGACGGCAAAGCAUCGUGGACUGAUGGAGUUCUAGGUUCCAAAAAGCCCAAAUUAGAAAGCCACAGCAGCUCACCGGCGUGGAGUUUAUCCGGGAGAGAGGAGAGAGAAGCCGGGAGCCCGCCGUGCUUUGACGAAUAUCCAGUAUCCAAGGAGUGGGCAGCCAGUUCUACUUUCAGCAAUGUGUGCAACCAGCAGCCGCUCGAUUUAUCCAGCGGUGUCAAACAGAAGGCUGAGGGCACAGGCAAGACUCCUGUCCAGUGGGAAUCCGUAUUGGAUCUCAGCGUGCAUAAAAAGCCAUGUGGCGACUCGGAAGGCAAGGAGUUCAAAGAAAACCAUCUGGUGCAGCAAGCCUGCAAUGCUGUAAAGAAAAAGAAACCAACCACAUGCAUGCUGCAGAAGGUUCUGCUCAAUGAGUACAAUGGCCUCGAUUUACCGGUAGAGAGCGCUGCAGAUGUGACGCGGAGCCCGAGUCCUUGUCAGUCCCUGGAUCCCCAGCCAGAUGCUGGCCUUGGCCCGGAUUCCAGUUUACCGGCCCCUGUGGCUGAGUCCCCACCCGACGUCUCUCCUUCCUCACCUGCCCUGCAGACCUCUUCCCUUUCUUCUGGGCAGCUGCCUCCUCUCUUGAUCCCAACACACCCCUCUUCCCCCCCAGCCUGCCCUCCGGUGUUGACUGUUGCCACGCCACCGCCUCCACUCCUUCCUACUGUCCCUCUUCCGGUCCCUUCUUCCGGGGCUUCUCCCCGUCCGUGUCCCUCUCCUCUCUCGAAUGCCACCGUGCAGUCCCCGCUUCCCAUUCUCUCCCCUACAGUGUCUCCGUCACCAUCUCCCGUCCCUUCCGUGGAGCCGCUCACGUCUGCUGCCUCGCCCGGACCCCCCACCCUUUCCUCGUCUUCUUCCUCCUCGUCUUCCUCCUCUUCCUUCUCCUCUUCGUCUUCCUCCUCUUCCCCCUCGCCGCCACCGCUCUCAGCAGUAUCCUCUGUUGUUUCCUCCGGGGAUAAUCUGGAAGCUUCUCUCCCCAUGAUAACCUUCAAGCAGGAGGAACUAGAGAAUGACGAUCCGAAGCCCAGGGAAGAAGCCCAGCCUGCAGUUGAACAGGAGAUUGUUCAAGAAACAUUCAACAAAAACUUCGUCUGCAAUGUCUGUGAAUCACCUUUUCUUUCCAUUAAAGAUCUAACCAAACAUUUAUCUGUCCAUGCUGAAGAAUGGCCCUUCAAAUGUGAAUUUUGUGUGCAGCUCUUUAAGGCUAAAACUGAUCUGUCAGAACAUCGCUUUUUGCUUCAUGGCGUUGGGAAUAUCUUUGUGUGUUCAGUUUGUAAAAAAGAAUUUGCUUUUCUGUGCAAUUUGCAGCAACACCAGCGAGAUCUCCACCCAGACAAGGUGUGCACCCACCAUGAGUUUGAAAGCGGCACCCUGAGGCCCCAGAACUUCACUGACCCCAGCAAGGCCCAUCGGGAGCACAUGCAGAGUUUGCCAGAAGAUCCUUUAGAGGCGUCGAAAGAAGAAGAAGAAUUGAAUGAUUCCUCCGAAGAGCUUUACACAACCAUAAAAAUAAUGGCUUCUGGCAUAAAGACGAAAGACCCGGAUGUCCGACUGGGGCUCAAUCAGCAUUACCCGAGCUUUAAACCACCCCCAUUUCAGUACCAUCACCGGAACCCCAUGGGCAUCGGUGUGACGGCCACAAAUUUCACUACACACAAUAUUCCACAGACGUUCACCACUGCCAUCCGCUGCACAAAGUGUGGGAAGGGUGUUGACAACAUGCCGGAGUUGCAUAGACACAUCCUGGCGUGUGCUUCGGCCAGUGACAAGAAGAGGUAUACCCCUAAGAAAAACCCAGUGCCCUUGAAGCAGACUGUCCAGCCCAAAAACGGUGUGGUGGUUCUCGAUAACUCCGGGAAGAACGCCUUCAGACGAAUGGGACAGCCCAAAAGACUGAACUUUAGCGUCGAGCUCAGCAAAAUGUCCUCGAACAAGCUCAAACUAAACGCAUUGAAGAAAAAAAACCAGCUGGUCCAGAAAGCAAUUCUUCAGAAAAACAAAUCUGCGAAGCAGAAGGCCGACUUCAAAACCGCCUGUGAGUCGUCCUCGCACAUCUGCCCGUACUGUAACAGGGAGUUCACGUACAUCGGGAGCCUGAACAAACACGCCGCCUUCAGCUGUCCCAAAAAACCGCUCUCUCCUUCCAAAAAAAAAGUUUCCCACUCAUCCAAGAAAGGCGGACACUCCUCACCUGCAAGUAGCGACAAAAACAGCAGCAGCCACCGGCGACGGACGGCGGACGCGGAGAUUAAGAUGCAGAGCACGCAGGCUCCUCUGGGCAAGACCAGAGCGCGCAGCUCGGGCCCCGCCCCGGUCCCGCUGCCCUCCUCGUCCUUCAGGUCCAAGCAGAAUGUCAAAUUCGCGGCUUCGGUCAAGUCCAAAAAGCCAAGCUCCUCCUUAAGGAACUCGAGCCCAAUCAGAAUGGCCAAAAUAACUCACGUUGAGGGGAAAAAGCCCAAAGCUGUGGCCAAGAAUCAUUCUGCUCCGCUUGCGAGCAAGACGGCCCGCGGCCUGCAUGUGCGGGUGCAGAAGAGCAAAGCCGUCCUGCAGAGCAAAUCCGCUUUGGCCAGUAAGAAAAGAACAGACCGGUUCAAUGUAAAAUCUAGAGAACGAAGUGGGGGGCCGGUCACCCGAAGCCUCCAGCUGGCAGCCGCUGCCGACCCGGGGGACAGCAGGAGGGAGGACAGCGGUGGCAAGCAGGAGCUGAAGGACUUCAGCUCAGGUUGUGAUCUCAAGGUCCUGAGACUGAUCCCCACGUCGGGCUUGGUGCUGAGCGUGAAGCCUGCCUACAGUCUCCGCCUGGCAUCCCGGUGCCCUCCGCCAGCCGCCCCGUACAUCACCAGGCAGUGUAGGAAUGUCAAGGCCACGGCAGCAGCCCAGUUCCAGGGACCCCUCUUCAAAGAGUAGACCCUUCGCCUGCUCCCUGACAGCACCUGAAGUGACCUGGAAUCAGUGAAGCCAAAGGGACUGGCCUUCUGCCCUGCAGGGAGUACCGACCUAUUCCACUUUCAUGAGCCUGCGAGAGAAAGGAAGAGUGCGUGUGCGUGUGCGUGUGUGUGGUCUUCAGACGAGGGUCCCAAACCCCAGGGAGGCAGGAAGGCAGCUGAUUCCACACCAUGGACGACAGUUGGGUGCAGCCGCUGGGACCGUGUUCUGCAGCUCAGCCUUCCUGCUGGGGGCGGGGGGCCUCUCCUACUAUGCAAUUUUUCAAGAGCUCCUUGAUCCUGCUUUUUGCUUCUCGAGUUGUCUUUUGCCAUGGCGGGGACUGUGGGCUGGCUCAGAGGUCGGCUCCAGUCCUGUCUGAGGAAGGCCUUCCGGAGGAGGCCGAGUUUCCCUUUUAACCACCCCACCUUCCCCAGCCUUCCACCAUCUCUGGGAAUCAGCGGCGUGUGGACGCGUCGGACCCUCACUGAUUGACCUCAUUGGCCUGCGCACUUUGAAAACCUCCCUUCUUUGCCUGAGCUGCUGGCUUGAGAUUUAAAAUUCUAUUCAGUCCAUUUCCGGAGAAAGUCCCUGUCCCCAUUUGCAGAUCUGGCUCCUCCCUUGAGAGAGGCAGGGGAUGGGACAGCAUGUGGGGGGAGGAGGAGGGCUCCCCGCCCCCACGCCGCACCCCUCCCUGCUGUGCUUCUUUUGCCUCCCUUGGUGGGACCAUCAGCACCUUUAGUGGCUGACCUCCUCAGAUUAGCUGAAAAGGGAAACAAAAAUUGGGAAAUGAAAAAUAACUUGGAGGAUUAAGAAGCACAGGGGAGAGAAGAGAUUUCCAGAGGCCAGUCGCCUGCCAGGGAAUGAUGGAGCUGGCUUCCGCUUCGCACGGGACCACUCCGUGUCUCGGAGAAAUGGGUGAGCAGAGCAGGAGUUUGGACCCAGUUCAGUGAGGGUCUUGGGGUUUGUGCCUUUGGGGCAGACCCUAGACACGGAUGUCUGAGACCACUUUAGCGCUGUUUUCUCAGCUACUUUCAGUCGUGAUGUGCUGAACCACAGUGGAAGGACAGCACUUGGAAGGACGUGAGUGGUCACACACAAAAAGGGACUUUUUUUUCAGGGCUACUAUGGUUGAUCUUGCAACUCUGUAAAUAUGUACGUAGACACUUUUAAAAGCACGUAUUUAUGUCCCUGACUGUAAAUGCCCCCUUUUUAAAGUUUUAUAACUUGUGUUAUUUAAUUAAUCAGUCGACUGGCUGCAGUGUAGGGUCUGACGAUGGUCCGGGAGGAAGGUCUCACGAGACCCUCACAUGGGCAGAAAAGUGCCGAUCGCCGGCCUCCAUUCAGUUUUCCAACUUGCCACCCAGCUCCAAACCAUCGUUUGUUUCCAACUUCCAUAAGCUGGCAUCCUUUUGCCCACUCCGAAAAUUAACCCUCAAGCAUGAAAAGCUGUGGCUGUUCCUUCUCCUAACGAUACGGUUUUGUCCCAUAAAUGUCGACACUCACGAACUGUACCCCAGCCUCUCGGUUCUGAGGGUUCCCGUUUGCAGCGGCAAGGAAGGCUCACGAAUCCAAAGCUUCGAAAGUUACCUUCAACCAACGGUGAAUUCCAGAAAAUGUUGUGGGGGACUGGGGGACACUAAUUUCUGCAUGUGCAAAUGUGUGGAUCAGCCUUCGACCCUCUCAGACCAGCAGAAAAGGCUAUGAGUGUCCCAGUCACAAAGACGGAGGCGGGGGGAUGGUCUUCUAAAGAGUGGUGUUUCCUGGUCAGUGGUGGUUUUCGGGCAUGGGUGUGGAUCACGGAAGAGAACGGUUCUGUAUCUGCCAUGUGAAGAAAAUUAACAAUAAAAGUGUGAAGCGCGAUUGUAAGCAACAA